ACUGCGCCUGAUCAUGUUGCUGCUGCAGUUAUUUUUUUUACUUGUAAUAUUAUUUGGAGUUGAAGCCUCUUCUUGCUCUAUUCGUAAAUAUGGAGACAAAAACAUUGUAUGUGUUUGUAAUGAGACAUAUUGUGAUGAAUUGCAGCGUUUGUUGAAUAUUUCCAGAAACCAGGUUGCUUUGUACGAAACAAAUGAAGAUGGUGACCGUUUUAAGUCAUCAUUGCUGUAUUUUACUCCCAACAGUGAGACUGAAACUGUUAAUAUUACAGUUGAUCCUUCUAAGCAAUAUCAGUUUAUUCUUGGAUUUGGAGGGGCUUUUACAGAUGCAGCUGGAAUAAAUGUAAAAUCUUUACCUGAUAACUUACAAGAACUCCUUUUUAACAGUUAUUUUUCGCAAAGUGGCUUGGAAUACAACAUGGGGAGAGUGCCCAUUGCGAGCUGUGAUUUCUCCACCCAUCCUUAUUCCUAUGCUGAUGUUGAUAACGAUUUUGAAUUAAAUCACUUUGAGCUUGCUAAAGAAGAUUUCUUGUAUAAAAUACCUCUGAUAAAAAGGGCCAUAUCUUUGAGCAAAGAUGAAUUGCUUUUGUUUGGAAGCCCAUGGAGUGCUCCUGCAUGGAUGAAAACUAAUAAUGCAAUGAAUGGAAAAGGUGCCUUAAAAGAGGAUCCGGAAGGAAAGUAUUACCGCACAUGGGCAAACUAUUUUGUAAGGUUUCUUCAAGCGUAUAAAGAAAACAAUAUUACGUUUUGGGGCUUGACAACGCAGAAUGAACCAUCCGAUGGUUGCCUUGAAGAUUUUGCUUUCCAAUCCAUGUGCUUCCCUGCUGAAAAACAGAGAGAUUUUUUGAAAAAUCACCUUGGCCCCAUUUUGCAAAAGGCUGGAUUUGGCAUUGAUAAAUUAAAACUAAUGAUCUUAGAUGAUGUUAGAGUAUUUCUGCCCAACUGGGUUGAUGUAGUACUGAAAGAUAAAUCAGCUGCACAAUAUGUAGCUGGAGUGGCCUACCAUUGGUAUACGGAAAGUUUGAUGCCACACAAACUACUGGAUAUUACCCACCAGAAAUAUUCUAAUGUGUUUUAUUUAGCCACUGAAGCAUGUACAGGAUCAUAUUUCUUUGAGUUCCCCAAAGUAUCCCUAGGAAAUUGGCAAAGAGCCGAAAGAUAUGCUCAUGACAUUUUAAAUGGCCUCAAUAAUUGGUCAAUUGGGUGGAUUGAUUGGAAUUUAGCUUUAGAUGAGCAAGGAGGGCCUAACUGGGUGAAAAACUAUGUUGAUGCACCCAUCAUCAUAAACUCAACUUCAAACGAAUUCUACAAACAGCCCAUGUACUAUGCUUUGGCCCAAUUUAGUAAAUGUUUGCCACGUGGUUCUUACCGCAUUGGUUUGAACUUACCGAGUGAAAGAGGAGCAUUAAAGAAUUUGGACAUAGGUGCGUUCCAAACACCUGAGGAUAAAAGAGUUCUCAUUGUAGUUAACAGGGGAGAAGUUGCUGUAAAUUUUAAUAUGUUUGAUGCAUCGAAAGGCUAUCUUAAUGUAACAGCAAAACCACAUUCAGUUCAGACUUAUGAAUACCUCAUUAGAUAAGCUCAACGCAUUGUAUAAUAACAAUUAACUUUUAAUAAUUUGCAUAAAUCAAAAAAAAAAACAUUAGUUUUGAAAUUCACAGUGUUUUUUAUGCCUUACUUAUAUUUGGUAUUAUGUUUCAGCUUAGCUAUAUCUAGCAAAAAUAUCUUUAAAUUAUUUAAAAAUCAAUUUUAUUUAAAAUAUAUAUAUAUAAGUUAUUAAAAUAUAACUUUCUCCAAACUUUCAAUCAAAAUCUUGGUAGUUUUCAAAAUUUUAAAAUGUUUUUCAAGCUUCACAAAUUUAACGUACUAAAAAAAUAAAUUUAAUCCAAAUUAUGAGAGGUAAUAAUGUGUCAAAAUAAAAAGUUCCUCAGAAUAAGUGAUAAAGUCAAUGUCAUGAGAGCAAAAUGGCAAAAGUAUUUCGGACACACUUUGGAGAUUAAGAGAAACCACUUCAAUAAUUCAAUGCAACUUACCUACCUAAUAAACUGGACAUUUUUUCCUGAGUCAAAGUCUCAUAAAUGCAGUUUUAGAUUAAUUGAAUACUUUUGGUCAUGCUAGAACAUAGUCAUAACUGCUCCCCCUCUCCCUGGAUCCAGGCUUGUGUUAACCCCUUCCCACUCAACUCCCAUCAAAAUCAAAGAGGUGAGCUAUGGUCUCCUUUUUCUCGUGCCCCAAUACUUCCGAGCACACAACAUUCAAGAUAAAAUAAAUUUAAAAAUUCAAAAAUGAAUAUGUGUUUUGUUUGCUUUUUUUUUUAUAUACUUUUCUUGAAUUUCAAAAAAAAUAGGUACUUUAUGACCAUUCUCUUAAAAUAAGAUUGUUAAGGGAUUAAUUAAGGAGUUCCUUUUGAUCCCAAAACAUGUUGUUCAAUGCUUUUGCAUUUGUGCUUCUAAUGACAGUUUUCUCAUUUACUGUUCUUGCACAGAAUUCAAAUUUGUCACUUAACAAAUAAAUGAUUCUAAACAAUCUUUAUAGAGUAGUUUUCAAUAAAUUUUGUAAUAUGCUUGAAAGUUUUCUUUUUUAGCAUCAUAAAAUAAUGUUUUGUGAAUAAUACUUGUAAAUACUUUAUAUUGAUGUUGUUAAUUAUAAGUAAUAUUUACAAUUAAAAAUAUCAAGUUCA
This is a messenger RNA of Uloborus diversus, 2677 nucleotides long. RefSeq names its product lysosomal acid glucosylceramidase-like. Lineage: Eukaryota; Metazoa; Arthropoda; Arachnida; Araneae; Uloboridae. Gene Ontology annotation, biological process: glucosylceramide catabolic process. The coding region runs from base 14 to 1576 and encodes 520 amino acids. The record is from RefSeq and is a predicted model, not a curated record. The transcript has 10 exons. Gene Ontology annotation, molecular function: glucosylceramidase activity.